Molecule: messenger RNA, 1803 nt
Organism: Spodoptera frugiperda (fall armyworm)
Lineage: Eukaryota; Metazoa; Arthropoda; Insecta; Lepidoptera; Noctuidae
Exons: 4
Coding region: 123-695 (190 amino acids)
Source: RefSeq, a predicted model, not a curated record
CAGCUAACUCAGUCGCCAUUCUGCGCUCUUCGUGGUCCAUAACGUUGCAUUUAGGAGUAGCACCAUUUAUCGUAUAAAAGGGACCAUGUUUAUUUAUAUGUGUUUGUGAAUACACCGUGACAAUGUUGAUAGAAAUACCGGAGCUAAGGCGAUGCUGCUGUUGCCUGCCUUUACGACGAGGCAUCCUUAUAUUUGGAUACAUUAGCCUGUUCCUGACGAUAUUGUUCGGGACCCUGCAGAUAAUACUAUGUGUGUUCUACCACAACAUGAAGAGCUCGUUCGCGACCACCGCGGCCCUGUACCGGGGCGUGAUCAUGGAAGUGCAGCUUUGCAUUGUCUUCCUACUGUAUACCCUGGACAUAGUGUUCCAUAUCGUCCUCAUUGUUGGUGCUCAUAUGAAGAGACGCAGUCUACUCCGAGUGUACUACUACUAUGAGCUGACGACGAUGGUGGCCACGUUCGUCGUGGUGCUGAUCACAUACAUCGACCUCGACAGGUACCCGCGCUGGAACUUCAUCCUCACAGAAUUCUCUCUGGCUUUUACUGGAUUCGUGUUACAGGUGUACCUGGUACUCCUCGUGCGAAGCGAGCUGAACAAGGACCGGUACCAGGAAGGGACCUCCAGCUACAUCAACCACGUCGCUGAGGUCUUCAUAGACCCUCCACUCAGACGGCAAUGGAGAACUGAUCUCUAGAUAUAAUAAACUUAUAGAUAGUUUCUAAUCUAUUUUUCAUUAACUUUAAAUAUUUGUAACUACCAUACUCAGAGACAUUUAAUGAUUACUUAAACGAUUCCUUAGUAAUGAUUUUGUAUCGAAAACAAUUGCUAAGGACUGGGUUAUGUAAUCAUUAAACUACUCUGAGUAUGACGAUAAAACUUUCUCUGGGGCCGUAUUAUGAACUUUUAAACAUCCAUGCAAGUUCCAGGCAAUUCACUUCACGCCCGUAAACUGCCUGGCUAAAUUUCAUAUUAUGACAUACAUUUAUUAGGCCGCCUUCUGAAUUGUUCACUUGGUCUAUGGCUGGUUUGUAAUGUUUGCCGGCGACGUUCGGAAGUAUACAUUUUUAUUUUCGGUAAGUUACGGUUUUCUUUUAGUAUUGAAACAUAAGAUAAUAUAUUUCCAAAACAGAAUAUAUCAUAAAACAAUACGUACAAAACAUAGUGAAAUAUAAAUCAAAUAAUAUUGACCUUGGAUAAUAAUUUAAAUUGGACUUGUACGUUAUGUGAUAUAGAUAUAGUUUUCGAACGCAGCUUGUACACUGCAGUUGAUUCAACUCAACGAGAGGCGGGAAUUACAAGUGGUUGGUGGCAUUGUAUGUGCUUUGUUCAAAGUACGAAAUAAUGGCGUAAGUACUCUUUAAAAUGAAUUCGUGCAAUUUCAUAGGUAAAAUUGACGAAUACAAUCCUUUUAAACGGCUUUUAAUUCUUACCUACUUAUUUAGUUCAACUUCGGAAAGUGGACCUUCAAAUCGUCGUCAACGGGUAACAAAUACCCAACUGGAAGUGUAGUGGGAGUUCCUCAACACAAAUAAGGAGGUGCGUUGGGGUACAACAAGAGCGCUCAUGCUCGAAAGCAUACCUACAAGGAGAAUGUGGGAAAAUAUUUCCGAGCAUUUGAAUGCGUAAGGCGAAGGCGCUGUGAAGAGUUGGAAGGAAUUGUGUACUGUGAGGAAUGAUCAUCAUUAUCAUUUAAUUCUACUUGUACAUUGAAAAUGAAACAAAAAAAAAUUACGUUUGUAUCGAUACAAAUGCGCGGCACCGGCGCGUUUAAAAAACGUGGUGUGCAUAGGCCAUUAGAAGCA